UUUUUAAUUUGUGGUGUUUGUCAUACCCCAAAUUUGUCCUACCCUUGAUUUCCAACUGGCUUAGACUUCUCAUCUCAUGUACAUAUCUCCCAUUAAGUCAUUAACAUAACUCAUGCAUUCAUAUCAUUUGUAUUAAUCAGAGACUAGCAAGGGAUAGCUUUUAUAGCAGAGAAUCUCUUACCAAAUGUGUGAAUCUGAGGUGUAAUCAUGUGGCUCUUUGUUCAUUGAAGCCCCCCUGGGUUGGGGCCCUCUCAUUCUCAACUCAAGGCAUUGUUUGAAAAGUGCAAGCUUGAUGUUCAUCUGAUUAUCCUGAAUUAGGUUUCUUGACCAAAGUCAACGCAGUUGACUUUUUGGUCAAAUACAUUGAUCAAGAGUCGAUUUUAUGGAGAGAAGUGGCACGAUGCUUGUGUGGAAGUGUUCAGUUGAUUUCUAUGGGUCAGAAGCGGAUUAAUCGGGAAUUUCAUUAAAAUCGGAGGAAAAUCAGAACAGUUGACUUUUGGGUCAAAAUCGGGUCAAUCACUCAAAUACCGACUUUUGGUGAAAAAUCGGUCAAGAAAAGUCAAGGAAUAGAUAAAAUCGGGAGUUUGACAAAAAUUACCAAAAAUAGAAAAUACCAAAAAUGAUAAGUUCUAACACUUAGAAAAAAUAUUGAGUUUUUGGCAUGGUUGAUCAGCUCACUUCACAACCAUUUUACAUGUACUUCUGGGCCUCGAUUCAAAAAAGUUACAACAUAAAAAAUGUUCACCUCAUGGAAUACUACAAGUUUGCAGUUGGGGUCAUCUUCAAAAAAUGCUUGAAUCAAAAGUUGUUGAGGUUUGAAGUUGAACAUUAUCAUUGAGACACAAGUCAAGAUGCUAAGAAGAUUCCUGGGCAGCGUGACACAAUUCGUCGAACACGUGGUGUGUUGAAUUUGAGCUUGAUUAUAGAGAAAUAUAGAUGGCCACAAGAGGCAAACUUGGUAUCAUUCUCUUCCCCUCCAUGUUCUCUAUACAAUUAACCAAGAAUCAAAUAAAUUGAGUGGAUAUUGAAUGAUCUAUGAAACUCCAAAGUCUCAUCUUCAUAAAGUCAAAGUUACGCGUCUGGCUGGGCAUAGAAUUCAGGUCACGUGAGGCAUUCAAUCAAACACAUGGCGUGCCACUUUCAAAGCCAAUUUCAGAGACGUGUUAGCAUUCUAUUGACUCUAAUUUGGUAUCAAAAUAAUCUCAUCCAUUCCUUCUACCCUAAGGUCAAAGAAUUAUACCAUUUGGUUACUUAAUCGUCGAGAUAUGAAGCGUUGAAGUGAGCUAUUGGUAAUUUGUAAUGUGACCGGCUAAGGUUGAACUGUGCACGCGCGUCCAAGGCAUUUGUUCCCACCAGGUUUCAUACAAUCUUUCUUACACCUCCAUCCAUCAUUUCAAGGUAUCUCCAACGUCAAUGUUGUUGUAUUCCAUGUCCUCUUCACAUUGAUCUUUAGACUGAGGUAAAUGGUUGACCAUGUCUAAAGCUACAAGCACAUAAAGUGAGCAUGUUGAACAUAUUGGCUUAGCAAGAGAUACUAAACCUGUAGCUGGCAUUUGCGCGGAAUAGCAGCCAUGUGUUGCAAUUUUUACCAUAAGCACCAAGCCACAGGAAGCAUCACGUGAGUUGUUGAUAAACCUAACAAAAAGGCUGCAUGCAUGAAAACUUGAUAGAAGCUUACUACAAACAAGAAACUAUUCACUACAUCAAAGCCACACCAUAUUCUCAUACACUCUCACUCCAUUAUAAAUAUCAAGCCCUUCACGAUUCACACGGACACACAUUUCUCUCAUUUUUCAAAACUCACAACUCUCAUCACUCUCUUCACUCUCUCCCUCCUCUCACCUUCUCUCUCUCUCUCGAUUCUCUCCCUCUCUUCAUUACAGAAACAGAAAGUUUGUUACGCUUCUAACAAACUUCAAACCACCAUAACUACCACCUCCAACCUCCAUAACUAACUCUUCAACCACCACUCUCCUCCGCUUCUCCUUCUCCAUAACCGAACCUCUAUCUUCAACACAAAGCUCCCAACCUUCAUUGGCCUUCAUCAUCCAUCACCUCACCUCUUGCGAUUGCAGCAUCAUCAUCAUCAACCGCUCCUUCCGCUGACUCAGCAUCUUCUUCAUCACUGGCUAUCUCGAAGAUUUGUGGAUCUACACCUUAGCUGCAAGAUUCGUUAUCUUCAAACCACACGAGUUUGUCUCUCUGCCGUCAAUACACAUUGAAGAUUCACAACAAGUGUAAGCAUCAUCAUUAGGAGCUCAGAUCCACGAGGUUCCCCACUGCUUUUGCUCCAAGAAUCUGAACAAGGUAUCCGAGGUUAUUACGUUUCAUCCAGGAUGGCUAACAACGUGACCGCUACCAGAGAAGCUACAAGGCGUACUCACACUUACAGUUUCCAUCGCGAAGGUUUGGUUCAGUUGGGGCAAUUGGGUGGAUUGAUCACUGGUCAUAAUAAAACUGUGUUCACUGAGAAUUAUGGAAACAUCUUGACUCUUUUGGACUCACACGUCGACGAAUGGGGUUUAUCUACUCUUCUCCAGUUCUAUGAUCCUGACUUGCGUUGUUUCACCUUCUCAGGCUAUCAGUUGGCUCCCACUCUCGAGGAGUACUCUCACUUUCUCAAUAUCAAGAUUCAACACAAGGUUCCUUUCGUGUGUGCCCCAGAGAAACCAGAUUUGAACAACAUUGCCAACGCUCUUUAUUUGAGCAUAGAAGACGUUCUUGGGAAUUGGAAGAAGAAUGGUAACACCCAUGGUUUCUAUAUGAGUUUCUUGGUUGAGAAGGCUCAAGAGUUGGCUAACAAAAAGAUGUGGGAGGCUUUCAACGCCCUUCUGGCCGCUUUGAUCUAUGGGAUCGUGAUGUUCCCUAACAUUCACAAGUUCGUUGAUCUGGCCGCUAUAUGUCUUUUUGUGGAUAAGAAUCCGGUCCCUACUUUGCUAGCCGAUACGUACUAUUCUGUUCACUCUCGAUAUGGGAAAGGAGGAGCCAUAAGGAAUUGUUUGCCGUUGUUAUACACCUGGUUUAAGUCCCACCUACCUACAAGUGGUCCUUUCGUUACUUCUACUCAGAAAUGGCAUCAAAGGAUCAUGGGGCUUACUGGAAAUGACAUUGUCUGGUGUCCUACUGGGAUGGACGUAGAGGAGGUUAUAACUAGUUGUGGUGCUUUUGACAAUGUUCCCCUCAUAGGAACAAAAGGUGUUAUCAAUUAUAAUCCUAAGCUAGCGCUGCGUCAAUUGGGUUUUGCACUUGAAAACAAGCCUUUGGACAAAGAGAUAUUUGAAUCCGUUUGCUUUGAGAAGGGAACCGAUCUAAAAGGUUUAGAAAAAGUGGUGAGUGCCUGGAAUGACAUCCAUACGAGUGAUCAGAUUUCUCUAGGUGAAAAGAAUGCUGUUGCCAAACAAGCCUACACGGAUUGGGUUGAGGAUAGAGUUAAAGAUCGUCUGUUGCCUUUCCCGAAGGUUAAUCCAUUGUACAAGCAACCACCUAAGGUUCCAAUUGCCAUUAUGCCUGCUGAGAAUUGCAUCCCGGUAGAUAUGGAAUGCACCCAAUUGCACGAAAAGAAGUCGGAUGCGCAACCGAAACAUUGUCUUGUGGACCAGAAAAGAGUUGAGUUGACGCACGAAGCCAAAAUGCUGAAGGGAGGAUCUUCCAGAGUUCAAAAGAGGGCUAGAACGGAAAAAGGUGAAAGAGAUACUACUGUUAUUGUCGAGGAUCACCAGAAGAUCCUAAAAAGGGCCAUGAAAGAAGCAGAAGAGAAACUCAAGCAAGAGUACCGAGAAGACUUGAAAGCUUAUAAGCUCAAGAUAGAAAGGGAUGCUAGAGUUGAAGUGAAGAAUCUGAAAAAGAAACUGGAAGAAGAGACCACUCGAAGAAUGGCAGUUGAGACUCAACUGAAAGGAAGUCACCUCCGUAAUACUCGACUAACAGAAGAAAAUGCCAAGCUCAGAGAUCGAAUGAUGGAGGACAUAUCUGAGAAGGAUUAUCUCCCAGAAUGCAAAGGAUGUGACGAACUCAGGGAGUGCUGCAAGAAGCUGGAUGGGCAUUUGUUUCGCAAAGAUGAGGUGAUCCAAAGCCUUCUUAAAGGAAGAGAUCGAGAAGCAACCAAGAAGCUGUUUGAUGAAACUAAGAAGUGGAGCGAUGAGCACUUCAGACAAGGAGGACCUCUGUUUUAUAUUCAGAUGGAUUGAUGUUUGAGUCUGUAUGUUUCGACCACCACCAGACUUGUUGGAUGGGGUCUUUUAUUUCCAUUGUUGAACUAUCUUGUUGAUGUAUGGCUUGCCCAAGUUUAAAUUUCUUGUUAUGAAUAAAAAGAACUAGUUUCUCUUGACACUUAUCUUUUGUCACAUUGUUAGCUAUUCUGGAUCAAUAUUAAAUCUUGGAUACUCUGAAAAUGGCACAUCACGUCAUACGCACACAUGCACUCAUACAUUCACAUUAUCACAUUGCAUUUUU
Vicia villosa (hairy vetch) is the source of this 4452-nucleotide messenger RNA. RefSeq lists its product as uncharacterized. Lineage: Eukaryota; Viridiplantae; Streptophyta; Magnoliopsida; Fabales; Fabaceae. The record is from RefSeq and is a predicted model, not a curated record. The transcript is spliced from 2 exons. The coding region runs from base 2337 to 4187 and encodes 616 amino acids.